AUGUCUAUUUGGGAUAUCUAUGCAGUACUACAUACAACUGGUCCACUGAAUAAAAUCUUUCAAAACGUUGAGCAAAAUAACAGAAAUCUGCCGCCAAUUAUAUACACAACUGCCGUUUGGUUGGAAGCAAGUGAUGGUUCUGACGAUAAUUCAAACCUUGAGUUAGGUUUAGGAGAUUUCAUUUUCUUUAGUGUAUUAGUUGGCAAAUCUUUUGCUUCUGGAGAUGUCUUGAUGGCCAUCAUUUGUUUUAUCUCCGUAUUGGUAGGACUGGCCAUAACAUUGUUUAUAUUGUUGAUCAAGAAUUUUCCACUUCCAGCACUUCCUAUAUCUAUAACAAUGGGACUGUUGGCUCAUUUUACAGCAAAAUAUUUUAUUAUACCAUUCAAUGACUCUCUACAGAAUAAACUUAUUUUUAUUUAA
This is a messenger RNA of Oppia nitens, 420 nucleotides long. RefSeq names its product presenilin-B-like. The transcript has 2 exons. Gene Ontology annotation, cellular component: dendritic shaft; lysosomal membrane; cell surface. Gene Ontology annotation, biological process: calcium ion transport; negative regulation of apoptotic process; amyloid precursor protein catabolic process. Lineage: Eukaryota; Metazoa; Arthropoda; Arachnida; Sarcoptiformes; Oppiidae. Gene Ontology annotation, molecular function: aspartic endopeptidase activity, intramembrane cleaving. The record is from RefSeq and is a predicted model, not a curated record. Bases 1 to 420 code for a protein of 139 amino acids.